AAUAAGCAAGCACUGGAACAGAGGCCUGGAAAGGUUCUAUAAUCUUUUUCUUUGAAGAUAUCAAAACUUCUACUGAGUGAGGAUCUGAGCAACCUGAUCGAACUUUGGAGUUACCUUACCUGGGACCAGGUGGCUGCACUAGAUGACAUCCCACCGGAAACUCCUUCCAACCUAAAUUAUUCUGUGGUGAGAGACACCUAUUUCUGAGCAAUACAAACAGAGUGAUUUUAACACAUCAUCUGCUAGUGAACAGAGGCAUCGUGGACUGCACAGCCAGGCUGCCACAAGAGGGAGGAAAUGCUGGGUUUUCAACAAGGCACGGCAAAUGACUUGUGGGGCUCCCACGUGGGCGCAGCUGAGCUGAAAGCUCGUUCACAGACCUUGCAGCUCGCAAAGUGGCAAUUUCCAAAUGCCUGUUGUGUGUGCAGCCUGUGACAUGAGUUAAACAAAUAGCAGAGGUUUCUUGGCUGCUGCUGUGAUGCCAAGCAGAUCUGGUGCCAAGCUUCAGCUGUUGUAUCCAACACAGUGGAAUGUGGAUUUCGACUCAGCUGCAUUAUCUGAAGAAGAAUAGGGUGAAUCCAAGCUUUUAGCAGUGGUCAUCAAGGAAGUUUCUAUCUAAGGUUCUGGUCACCUUGUGUUGUCUGUUGCAACCAAGAUGCUGCCAUGAUCUGAGAAUUCACACAAGCCUUAUCAGAAGGAGAGGCAUUCAACUCUGCCUGUACUGUUAAGCCUACAGCCUCUGCAGACUGGAAAUUUUGCUGUUUCAUUGUUGUCAGUGAACAAUUGUGGUAUUCCUGUGCUUUAGCACUUUUUCCACUGGAAAAUGGAAGUGAAGAGAAAUACAGCAGAGUUGUUGUGGCUGUUGAUGUUCUUUUCUGAUAUUGUGCCAUUCAGCUGUGAGAAAUCAAUGAGAGAAAGAGCUAUGGAGCUGAUGCAAGAUGCACGUUUAAUCGAUGGCCACAAUGACUUUGUACUGCAGCUGAGAAUACUUUACCAAAAUAGACUCAGUAGAGUCAACUUAAGAGAACUCAACACGACCCACACAAACCUUGUGAAACUUCAGGCUGGUUAUGUGGGAGCUCAGUUUUGGUCAGUGUAUGUUCUUUGCAGCGCUCAGAACAAGGAUGCUGUGCGCCUGACCUUAGAGCAAAUCGAUGUUGUCAAGAGGAUGUGUAACAGCUAUGAAGAGCUGGAACUUGUGAUGACUUCCCAAGGUAUCUCUGACAGUAGAAAGAUUGCAUGUUUGAUUGGAAUAGAAGGUGGCCACUCCAUUGACAGCAGUUUGGCAACACUGAGGAUGUACUAUGACUUGGGUGUUCGUUACAUGACUUUAACACAUUCCUGCAACACUCCUUGGUCUGAAUCAUCAUCUAAAGGAAUACACAACUUUUAUCCUAGUGUUAUUGGUCUGACUGCAUUUGGCCAAGAAGUGGUAAAGGAGAUGAAUCGCCUGGGUAUGCUGAUAGAUUUAUCUCAUACCUCAUAUUCCACAGCAAAAGCUGCACUCAAUAUCUCAAAAGCACCAGUAAUUUUCAGCCACUCCUCAGCAUUUUCUGUUUGUAAUCACUCAAGAAAUGUUCCUGAUGAUAUUCUCCAGCAACUGAAAAAGAACAAGGGAAUUGUCAUGGUGACUUUCAAUGCAGAUGUACUGGCCUGUGGAAGAAAAGUUGUUAAUAUUUCUACCCUUGCAGAUCAUUUUGACCAUAUAAAGAAAAUUGCAGGCUCAGAAUCGAUAGGAAUUGGUGGUGACUAUGAUGGAGUGGAACGUUUCCCUGAGGGAUUGGAAGAUGUCUCUAAAUACCCUUCUUUGAUAGAGGAACUUCUUAGAAGAGGAUGGAAUGAAACUGAACUGAAAGGAGUCUUAAGGGAGAACUUUCUCCGUGUCUUCAGGGAAGUGGAAAAUGUGCGGAACAUGUUUGGAGUAAUGGACACAGGUGAAAGUGAAAUUUUGCAAGAAGUACAAAAUUCCUGUCGCCUGGACCUACGUAAGCUUCAGCUUCAGCCAGCCAGGUCCUUUGGAUUUCCUUCUGUGGCACAACCUUUUAGUCUGACACUUGUAUCCUGUUUAAUGGUGUAUUCUGUAUCAUAAGAUCUAUGGAAUCUAGAGAGAGAUUUAUGGAGUACUCUGCAAUGCAACUACCUAUCUUUCUGUGUUUUGUUAAUGGAAAACUGUAAUAAAUUUUAAAUAUAAUUUCUAUAAAUUCACCUGCAUACUUGAAAAUUAAUGUAAAUUAUAAAUGAUGUAGCAAAAGCAUUUGGAAUUUGAAGUGAUAAAUUCUGUGUCAUCUUGGCUAGACCAGGACCAACAUUGUUAAUAGAAAGUAUUCACAACUAAAGAAUAAAUUCUGUAAUACUUGAUGCAUGGUUUUGGUACCCGCGUUGUGGCAUAAAUACUGGAGUCCAGAACCAGCAGUUCCACACAGGAAAUAGAGAUUAUGAUUCAGACAGCUGUGCCAAGAAGUCUUCAAAUAUUACUUCUUGUUAAAUCAUGCAACUACCAUCAACAGUUGAUGGCUUACUCAGAGAAGACCAGCCCCUGCCACAUGGGGAAGAGUGCUUUUAUGAUUUGCUUGGGGUUUGGUUUUGUUUUGUUUUUUAAGACAACAAGAUGGGUGAGAAGCCUAUUCCAGUUUGGACUGCAUGCCUACCACUAACUUUAGAGACCCGUCCUGCAGUACUAAACUCUUAUUUUUGAACCCUGACCAGGACAGUGGACAACUGGGAAGUUACUGAAGGGUGGACGGAGAUCUCUUGCAUUCGGGUGCAGGCAACGUUGUAGAUACUUUUCUAUAAUUUGGGGACAGCUGUUUGCAACAUUUUCAUGAUGAUGGGAGCAAGAACAAGCCAGGACAAAGCAGGAAUUCUGACUAGUAAGAGAGUUGUGGAAAUAUUUUUGUCAUUUAAACCAUUAUCCUUAUCAGCAUCGUGUUUUAUUAUUUCAUUUUUUAUUCUAGCUGGCUAAAAUCAGACCAUGGCCAAUGGAUUCAUAGACAUGAGAUUAGACAGAGAUCAUUUUAUAUAAAUCUGCUGUUUCGGCCUUUGGAAUAUGUUUCGAAAUACAGCAGGUAUGUGAGGUUAGAAGCUCCUGUUGCAGAGAAGAGCAUAUAUUGAGAUAGGCUGUUCUUGGAAGGCUCAAAACUGACAUUUUAGUCAAAUAUACUGGGAUUCAUGGUGAAAUUAUAAGAUGGCAGCACUACAUCUUUGUCGGGUCAGUUCCCAGUGCUUGCUGGUAAAUGCUUUUCUACGAUAUUUGUUGUUAAUUGUGAUUUUACAAUACCAAUAUUUAUUUACUGAUAUGACAUCCACAGAAUUUAACCGUAGUGUAGAAUAAAAGCCCUGUAAUUGAUCUAAGGGAAGCACUUGUAAACACACAAAGUAUUUAACAACUGAAAGAGAAGGCUGAGCAUGUACAGAAUGGAAAAACAGCAAGUUAGUUUUUUUCUAGAGGCAUUUGAGACUGUUCCUACCAUCCAUUUCUGCAUUCCAUGUACAAGUAGGAUUUCUGGAAGGACACUUUUUUUAUAGCUUCAAAAUUAAGCCUCAUUAAUUAUUUUGAUAAGAUCGUGUCCUUGAUAAAUAUAUUGUCACUAUAUUCCUGUAUGUUACCAAAUUCUUUACAAAUCAUGUGGAACAAUCUAGUUGCACACAAGCCAACUUUUUAAGAAUAGUUUCUCAAUAAAAACUGAUCCUGGUAAUGCACAUAGAAAAGGGAAUUACUGACUCAGAAGUCUGGCCUCCCUGAUAUUGCUUGACUGGCAUCAGAACGUAUUUUUACUGGUAAAAUGAUUAAUUCAAUAGGGCAAAUGUUUACUUCCCAUCAAUAUUUCUUCUAAUGGGUUCAUAAACCAUUGGAAAACUGCCAUCCAUGGUCUCUUUUUUCAUAACUAGUAUUCUGAUAGGUGUUUCAUUACAUACUUGAAAUGUAAGAUGCUUCUUUAUUCCUUCCAGCUUCCAGUUUUCUUUAUACUGUGUUGUCACUGCCUGCUAAUUUUUACUUUUUUACCUUCCCAUACUACAGCAUAUAAUACUACUACAAUAUAAAAAUAUAUAUUCCUUUCCUUAAAGACACAGAAAAUACUUUUAUAUGUUUCAUCUUACCUAUUAUAUUUUGCGCCUAUUUGCUGACUGCUUGUGCAAUGAGUAAUUUGUAACCUUGUGGCAAAACAUAGACAUGAAAUUUCAAUAAAAUAUUGUUUAAAACUUGUAA
This is a messenger RNA of Corvus hawaiiensis (hawaiian crow), 4207 nucleotides long. Its product is annotated as dipeptidase 2-like. Gene Ontology annotation, biological process: proteolysis. The record is from RefSeq and is a predicted model, not a curated record. The transcript has 12 exons. NCBI's taxonomy places the organism in Eukaryota, Metazoa, Chordata, Aves, Passeriformes, Corvidae. The coding region runs from base 824 to 2089 and encodes 421 amino acids. Gene Ontology annotation, molecular function: metallodipeptidase activity.